Messenger RNA from Cylas formicarius (sweet potato weevil), 6650 nucleotides. RefSeq names its product pecanex-like protein 1. Gene Ontology annotation, biological process: endoplasmic reticulum organization. The transcript is spliced from 18 exons. Gene Ontology annotation, cellular component: membrane; endoplasmic reticulum. The record is from RefSeq and is a predicted model, not a curated record. The coding region runs from base 171 to 6428 and encodes 2085 amino acids. NCBI's taxonomy places the organism in Eukaryota, Metazoa, Arthropoda, Insecta, Coleoptera, Brentidae.
UCUAUGGUAUGAACACAUUGUGUUUUUGUAUGUUAUUGCUAACAAUACAUUUUUGUCUAAGGAGAAAAUGUCCAAAAUAGUAAACCCUUAGCAUAAAUAACAUUGCAUUUGUUUCGUACAUUUCAAACAAUUCGAUCGCCAUACUAGAAAUGACUUGAAUAGCAGUUAUAAUGUGGGAAGAGCAGUCGAUGGGGUCCCAAACUUUGGAAAUUUUGAGACAAGGAGUUUGGGCGUCGAUAACAGGGGGCUGGUUUUACGACCCGAGUCAAGAUGUAUUCAGCAACACGGCUCACUUAUAUAUUUGGAUGUUUCUAUUGUGCCUACCCUUUUCGAUAUAUGUAUAUCUGCCGCCGAACAAAGCUGUAUGGUACGUUUAUUGUUCUUUGGUUGCCAUCGCAUUUGCGUUCGUUAAGUUUGCCAACUAUUAUUUGCAUCACGUCUACGAUACCAAAGAAUGUGUCAGGGAGUUUACGUCCGCAAAUGGCCAAAAAAGGGAGGAAGAGGGCAUCGAACUGCAAGAUCUGUCCUCCAAAAGCAGCAACAAAACCGUCGAUUUAGCGAACAUUGCUUUUGUGCUGAGUAAUAGGACCGAUACGGAUAUCGAACUGCAGGACAUGUCCGGUAGGACGGGGCAAAAUCAACCCUCGUCUUCCUUGCCCGGCUUCGAUGAAGUUAGAAUCAUACCCAGCACCGAUAGCCUGGAAUCCACCGAACUGCACCCGCUGGACACUGUUGUCGAUUGCGAGAAAAAGUUUCCCGGCACCAUAGACCUAAAAGUUGAAGUUCAUAGGAAAAACUCUUCGGAGAGCAGCGAAGCCGGUAUAGCGACUCUGGAAACUAACACGUCAGAGAGGCACAAAGAGCCGGUUUCGGUUGCCGAUUCCUGCGAUCAGGAUAACGUUCUUCCUGGUGGCGCGGGCAGGAGGCAUUCCAAUUUUGCGGGCAGCAGCCCGAACUUCUUGCCCGUGACCGCCGAAACGGAUAUCAAAGCGACCGGUUCGUUGGAAUUGGCUUACGUCGAUAUGAACCCGAACCAAGCUUUGACCUCUGAAAACUUCUUUAAGAGGGUGAGAAGGUUCAAGUCCGCCGCCCUGGAGGUUUGUUGUCCUCCGCCCACGUUACAAGCCCAUCCCAACAGCUUGGAGGUAAUAGGAUGCAAGAACGGGAAAAAUCCGCUGCCGCCCCCGAGCACUAGCUUGGUGAGGAAUCAGCAUUUGAAUUUGUGCCCCUAUUACGGCUCGGAGAUCGUGUAUCCCAUAGCGGAACAAUCGGACGAGCAUCAGACCUCGCACGGUCCGGACACUGACGUAGAGUCCGUCACUCACGUUUCUGAUUCGGACUAUGAAGAAAACAAUCAAGCCAGUCGAUCGCCUCUUCUGUGUGUCAAGUUUAAAAAAACCACCGACGUGCCUUACACCGAUGACCAGCAAACCGAGGACGGCACCGUGGAACAGGGGGUAUCGAAAAGCGUGCUCGAUAUGGCCAGCACGUCGUUCAUCAGUGCCGAAUUUGAUGAGGGAAAACAGUCGGGCGGUAAUCGGGAAAUCGGCAUUGUGAGAAAGAAAAACGUGAAAAAGAAUAAAAGAAGGAGGACCAAUAUCAAGGCUGAGGAGGCGUUGAAUUGCUCCAGCUUGGCGGAACUGGACCUCGAAUGGUUGUUCGAAAAUGAGGGCAACAAAUUGACGAAUCGAAAAGAACCCUUGAGGAAGGAUCGAUCAGGUACCGUGUCCAUAUCCCUGGAGCAGGACGUGAGCAAAGUUUUGCACGAAACUUUGCCGGUGAACAGCGGCCCCAACUUGUCUCGAAAGAAAUCCCUGACCAAUUCGAGGGAUUUGGAGAGGAAAACGCCCAAGAGUGAGUCGGAAAAAUGCAGGGCUUGCAGCAGAUCCAAGGCCGACGUUGUCGAUGCGAAAAGUAAAUCUUUAAAGGAGAACAAGGUGACGCAAACGGUGCCGAUUAAAGACAGCGUUAGUCUGGAAGACUUGGACGCGAUUCCCACGUCAUCGUUUAAGAUAACCAAAUCGAACACGCCCCGCAAAGGAUCUCAAAAGUCGUACCUGUGUAAAAACGAGGAAGCGUCCUCUAGCGGCUCGAACAACGAGCUCAGCACAUUAUUGCCGCCUACCGCGCCGCCUCUUUUGUCGGCGCUGUUGAACUCUAAAAAAGACGGUCCAUCUACUAGUUCGUUUCAAGAUAACGCGACGCCGCAACAGAGCCAAAGGCCGCGACCGAGAAGAACGAGGGUGUCCAGGAAACGGUCUGCGGCGAAGAGAGACAACGCGAUCGCCACCUCCUUGUCCGCCGGGUACGGCACCCACAGCGCCAAAAAUUUCAACGACACCAGCGACGGGGCGGUGCACUGUUUCACGGACGAGCACGGCAAUUUCGUCACUUACACGUUCGGCGACAAAGGGACUUCGCGUACGGGCAGCACCGAUUCCCUCGGCAGCAGUUCCGUGUCCACCAUAGUGGACACGAUGCGCCUGAGCAGCGUGGACUUUACGGCGGACCACCGAACCGCGGCGUCCGCGUCAAACAACUACGACCCGGUUACGGCUACGGAUUUCAUCGCGAAACUGGACGACGACCCUCCGAAGAACCAUUUCAGGUUCAUCAGGGUGAGCAAUCGCGAGCCGACCGUCAAAACUAAGACGUACUAUAAGGUGAAGGUGUUGCCGCGGAUCUUGCUGAAAGUGACCAUGGACCGUUUGAAGCUGCUCGCGUUGCUCGACCGCAACCUUACGUUGGGCGAGACCGGCGUUUCGUUCGCGCUAGGCGUCACGGUUGCCGUGCUGGGGGCGGUCCUGCUUCACCUCGACCUCUACAAAGACCUGCUCGCGUUCCUCUUCUGCUUCGUGAUCGCCGGCUGCCAGUACUCGUUGCUCAAGAGCGUCCAGCCGGACGCGGCGUCUCCUACCCACGGUUUCAACCGUCUCGUGGCCUACUCUAGACCCGUCUACUUUUGUUUGUUCUGCGCCAUCGUCCUCGUUUUACAUCACCACGCUCUCUCGUUGCCCAGGGACUUUUUCGCCACGUUCCUCCUGUUUUUCCCGUUCAUUUUCUCGCUGGGUUUGUUCCCGCAGAUCGACACGUUCGCGUCGUAUCUCCUCGAGCAAAUCGACGUGCACUUAUACGGCGGGAACGCCUCCUGCAGUCUAGUCGCGGCCGCUUACUGCGUCGCCCGUUCCACGUUCUCGGUCGUAUUGCUCGCCGGUUUGGCCUACAGCGGUCUGAGCGAGAGCAAAACGUCGCGGCAUCUCCUCUUUUCGAUAUUCUGCGCGUGUCUGGUGCCCGCGUGUUACCAUUUGAGUCGCUGCGCUAGCGACCCCGCCCACGUGUGGGACCUUAUCAAGACGCACAUGUGGUUGCCCGACGUCUAUGGCGAGGCGGUCGCCGAAAAGGACGACGUCGAAGAUCGCCCCGCGACUAAGGAGGAUUACGUCGAUCCCCUGCCUGCGAAAAUCAAGGAGACCCUGAACGGACGCUUGAAAAACGACGCGGUUACGUGCGCGGUGAUGUGCGUCGCGGUAUUCGCGAUACACGCCAGUACCGUGUUCUCUGUCCUGCAGCCCGAGCUGAACACGGUUCUGUGGUCCGUGGUGGGCGGUCUGGGCUUCGUGCUGCACUACGUCGUGCCGCAGAUGCGCAAGCAGCUGCCGUGGGUGUGCGUGGCCCGGCCCAUUUUCAGAUCGCACGAGUACACCCAGUACCAGAUCAGGCAGGCCGCCAGGAUUAUGUGGUUCGAACGGGUAUACGUGUAUCUUUGUUUCUUCGAGCGGAACAUCCUGUACCCGUUGGUGGCGCUUUCGGCGUUAACCGGGGAUUCUCCGAAAAUCGCACGCAAAUACGGCACCACCCUGGGCUCGUUCGUGACGGUGAUCUGCGCGAUGAAACUGCUCAGGAGCUCGUAUUCCGACCAAAGUUCCCAAUACCUAAUCGUCAGUUUUGCCGCGUUGUUUUUCAAUUACGACUACGCCGGUUUAGUGGACGUGUUCCUAAUUCAGUAUUUCUUGAUGAGCAUCGCGUAUCACAAGGUUUCGGAGUUCCUGCUCAAGAUCCAGUUCGUUAUAACGUACAUCGCGCCCUGGCAGAUAACCUGGGGCUCCGCCUUCCACGCGUUCGCGCAGCCAUUUUCCGUGCCCCAUUCGGCCAUGUUGUUCCUCCAGGCGGUGUUGUCUGCCGCGUUCUCCACCCCCCUGGCCCCGUUCCUGGGCAGCGCCAUUUUCCUAACCUCUUACGUGAGGCCCGUGAAGUUUUGGGAGAGGGAUUACAAUACGCGAAGGGUCGACCAUUCGAACACGCCCCUGUCGUCUCACCUGGACAGGAACUUGGGAGCGGACGACAAUAAUCUGAAUUCGAUAUUCUACGAGCACCUGACCAGAUCGUUGCAACGGUCGUUGUGCGGCGAUCUGGCCCUGGGACGUUGGGGACCGGUCGAUCAGGGCGACGUCUUCGUCAUGGCUUCCGAUUACCUCAACUGUUUGGUACACAUUGUCGAAACGGGCAACGGUCUGACGACGUUCCAGAUGCGCGGACUGGAGUUCAGAGGCACCUAUUGCCAACAGAGGGAGGUGGAGGCCAUCACCGAAGGCGUGGAGGAGAACGACGAAGGAUGCUGUUGCUGCGACACCGGCCAUUUGCCCAACAUGCUCAGCAUCAACGCCGCUUUCAGUCAAAGAUGGCUGGCGUGGGAGGUGACGUCUUCGAAGUACAUACUGGAGGGGUACAGCAUAUCUGACAACAGUGUGGCGUCGAUGUUGCAGGUCUUCGAGUUCCGCAGGGUCCUCAUAUCUUACUACGUAAAGAGUAUCAUUUUUUACACCGUACGCUCGGACAAGCUGGAGGACUGGCUGAAUUCCGAGAUAAUCAGCAAAACCCUGCGCUCGAUCUGGAAACCGAACUUCGUCGACCUCGAUCCGUUUUUCAAUUACAAAAUCGACGAAGACUACGACGUGCAGCACAACGGCAUGACCAAAGCGAUGUUCUUGCACGUGCACGGCGACUGGAUCCGCUAUUGUCUGGAGAAGAGGGGCAAGGUGGUGAUGAAGCAGCGCGUCAUCCUGCUGUGUUUCGCGCUGAGCCUGCUGGGCCGCAGGGCACUCGGCGCCGUCUCUCAGAACGUCGUGUCGAGCGUAGAGUUCUUCCUCUACGGUCUGCACGCCCUGUUCAAGGGAGAUUUUCGAAUCACCUGCGCGAGAGACGAAUGGGUGUUUACGGACAUGGACCUGUUAAGGACUGUGGUCGCCCCGGCGGUCAGGAUGUCCCUGAAACUUCACCAGGACCAUUUCAUGUCGCCGGACGAGUACGACGUGCUUCCCGCCCUUUACGACGCGAUCUGCAAGCACGAACAGGAGUUGGUGAUCUCGCACGAGGGCGACCCCGCGUGGCGGAACGCCGUACUGAGCGGCACGCCCAGUUUAUUGGCGCUGAGGCACGUGUUCGACGAAGGCAACGACGAGUAUAAAAUAAUAAUGUUAAACAAACGCUACCUGACCUUUCGGGUGAUCAAAGUAAACAAGGAGUGCGUGAGGGGUCUGUGGGCGGGGCAGCAACAGGAAUUGGUGUACCUGAGGAACCGGAAUCCGGAACGUGGCAGUAUACAGAACGCCAAGCAAGCGCUCCGGAACAUCAUCAAUUCUUCGUGCGAUCAGCCGAUCGGAUACCCCAUCUACGUAUCUCCGUUAACCACGAGCUACGUCGAAACCAACGAGCAGUACUGCUCGUUGGUCGGCGGUUCCGUCACGUUGAAAAAGAUUCGGAAUUUCAUCUUAGACCUGUUCAGGAGAAUCCGCAAGAGAUGCGUCGAGGGAUGCUCCAGUGGCGCCUCUAACCGUGAAGAGAUCGGUAUGGGUCACGAGGGAAUCUACGCUAUGAAUUCGGUUACGCUGCCAUCUGUCGGUGGCAAUCAGCCCGACAGCAUGGGCAGACGUUCGGGAAUGAGCAGGACGAAUUUGGGCGGAAACCGCGGCAGUUUCGCGUCGGUCGGCAAACCCACCAGCUCGACGCUGGUGAGCCUGGCGAGUCUGUUCAAAGAGCGAGACGAGCGGGCGGUAUCUCAAGCACCGGACGCGACCGCCAGGACGGACGAGCGCUUGGGAGACGCCGUCGACGGCGGCGACAAAGAUUUGAUAGCUCUCAGAGUGAAAAUCUGUGAUCCUAACCUAGUCUACGAUUGCAUUAACUUGGGUAGAAGGAUAGACGUGUCGUGGCCUACUGAAUAUAUGCGAUGUCGAGGAGGCCGAUCGUACUGGAAAGACUGGCUGCCGGAGGUGGGAAUGGAAGGGCCGGUCGUCCACAAGUGGGUUCCGUGUCAUCGAGACCCGAACAAAAGAUCCCACGUGGAUAGAACGAUUCUGCUGAUGCAAAUCGACGAUAAAUUCGUACCGAUCGCGGAGAGCGGGGUCCAGAUCCUGGGGCCCGACGUAUAGCCUUCGAUGCUCGGUGGCCGAGAGACCGGUUAACAAAUUGGAUAGUUUUUAAACACGUUGUACAUAAAAAGCUUCUUAAAGGAAAAUGAGAACGUUCGAAACUGAUGCCUUAACAAAGUAAUAGACUGAUUUUUUUAUGUUAUGUAGAUAUGCCCUUUUUUCGAGCAAUGUUAUUUAUACUUCUGAUUUGUAUAGUAUUAAAGUCAUUAAAGGAUUUGUUAC